GGGAUGGUUUGACCCAGAAGACGAAAACCAGGGAGGGACAGAAGGCCGGCAAGGAAGGUCCUGAUAACAGUAUGGCAGGCGAGGCCAGCAGCUCCGAGGGCGGCCUUGGGAAGAUAGUGUCGUCCCUCGCGCGAGCACUAAACAAAAAUCAAGGCUACCUAGUGGAUGCUAAGAAAACGUUGACGUUUGAUGGGGCGAACAUCACGGAAUUCCUGAUAGAUUACGAGAAUCUGGUUGCGCUGUUGAAAUGGACUGAAGAGGAGAAGAUGGACCACCUGGGGCAGCAUGUGUCUUUGACUCUAAGGCGGGACAUAAUGGCCAUUGUGGCCUCGAGCCGGUCUUGGAAAGAAACCCGGGAUGUGAUGAUGAGAAAGGAUCUGGCAGCAGAGAAGAUGGCAACGGAGGCCGAUUUAGCGGCAGUCCAGAGGAAGAAUUUCGCAACGUACAAUGACUUCCUACGACAGUUUACUUUGGUAGCACUAAGAAUCCCCGGGGUUACGGACCGAAUAAUGAGUAAGUACUUCCUCAGACAGUUCUUUGAGUUCGACAAGGACAAGAUCCUGUCGGCUUGCCAACAAACGAGCAAAUUUGUAAACACUAGGGAUGUUGAUUUCAGUACGGUAACGGAUCUGGCCGAGAAGACGGUAGUGACUGAGACAUUGGCCUUGCUUAAGGAAGAAGCUGAGCCGGUGGUCGAUAUCAUUUGGGAUCAACUGCGGGGCCGCGGGCCGCAGAUCAACUUUAUUUUGGAAAACGACGGACGUGAUAGGGUGAACACAACCACUCGACUAGGAACGGCUGGGAGAAGGAUUAACUGUGAUGCCGUUAUGGAGGAGGUCGCCGGAAGCUCAGAACCCCAGGCAGAACCUGGGGCCGAGGAACCAGAGAAAGUCUAUGGGACGCCUAGGGAAGAGGAGCCUGCGGACAAGGUUACCGCCGCUAAGAAGAAGUUUCGAUAUCAAAUUCCGAUCUUAACCUUGCCUGAGAUCGACGACAUCAUUAGCAAGUUACGAGGAACCAUGGUGUCGGUGUCUUUUCAGACCAUGCUGCAGGCUAGCCCUAGGUUGCUCAAAGGGCUUAGACAACUGUUGACUCGGCGGCGAGUAGAAAUAGGCGACAACCCCGAAUUACCAGAAGGGGAGAGGGAGGAGGAAGCUCCGCAAGAAGUGGCUAACCUUCAGAGGAGUCACGGGGACUUGGAGGAUCUCGAGAAAGCUUUCGCAUACAUUCGUUUGAGCUUGCCCGACCGAGAGGGCGGCGAAGUCAUGAGGUCACCACCCGGGACAAAGCUUAGCUUUCAUGCAUUACCCGUAGGGAAGCUGAAAAUCCAGAUCGGGACUGAGGAUACCGACGCGUUAGUAGAUGGGGGAGCAGAAAUCACUCUCAUAAGGAGAGAUUUCGCAAUGAUCACGGGAUGUACGGUAAACAAGGAAGUAACAGGGAGCAUCCAAGGAGCUGGCGGGGAAAUCCCCUUCGCUGGGUACGUCACGAAGUGUGCUGUAAAGGCAGGAGUUGGGGAAUCGAUCUGGUCUUUUCAGCGGAUGACCGUAAUGGAGGAAAUGGACCACGACAUAAUCCUCGGGAGACCGUGGUGCGCGAACGUGGAGAUGAUAGGCAUGCACUUGCAUGAUGGCUCAUACAUGGUAGAGAUAGAGGACCCAGUGACCGGCCGGGGAGAGCUCCUCCGACUCCUUGGAACGGGAGGAGACCCCCCGAAGGGGAAAUUGGCAACAUGGUCGCCGUCGUUCGAGGAUAGCACGCGAAAAGGGGCUUUCGCACGGAUGGAGGGUCAGCUACAGAUGCAAGUGACCCCUAUGGGAUUCACAAACGCGGUGGCCGAAGCACAACGCACAAUGCUCGCCGUGGCCAGGGACAUGUUCCCAGAAAAAUGUGAGCCUUACAUCGAUGACAAUCCGAUCAAAGGCGCGCAGGAGAAGAACGAGACGGAAGUCCAGCCAGGGAUCCGAAGUUUUGUGUGGGACCACCUGCAGGACAUCAAGGACUUACUCCGCGGGUUCCUAGUAUACAACAUUACGGCUAGUGGACCAAAGAGUAUCCUAGCAGUGCCGGAGGUAACUAUACUAGGAUUUCGUUGCGGUGCUUAUGGCAGGAAGCCAGAUCCGGCAAAGACCGACAAGAUAUCACAGUGGCCGACACCACUGCGCACGACGACGGAGGCCUACCUGUUUGGGAGGCGGUUCAUCCUUAGGAUCGAUCCGACGAACCUGGCAGGGGCCUUAAAGAAUUACAGGCUUAUAGAUCCGACGGUGGGGAGAUGGGUAGGAUUUAUCUUGCAGUUCGAUUACAAAAUCGAACGGAUUGUGGGAAUUAGGAACAAGGUCGAUGGAUUGAGCCGGGUCUGCAUCACUCCCGAAGGGAUGGAGAAUGCGGAGCCCAUAGACGCAUUCCUCGAAUACAAAGGAGGAACCCUUGCGGUGGAUAACGAAAUGAUGAGCGAAGAGUGCGCAUUGGGAGAACUAUUGAUCCAAACUUUGGAGAAGGGGGCACCUGCCGUAGUAGCAGAACUUAGAGAAGGACCAGUCUCCACUCGGGGACGCAGAGAAGAAACGGACUCAUGAGGAGCGAUAGUAGGACCGAAAGAGGAACUAAUAGCAAUGGCGGUCGAGGGAGGCCGGGAAGCAGUGAUAAACUAAGUGGAAUCUU
Messenger RNA from Chara braunii, 2664 nucleotides. The record is from the annotation of a GenBank genome assembly. Lineage: Eukaryota; Viridiplantae; Streptophyta; Charophyceae; Charales; Characeae.